GUGUAAUGUGUUUAUUUUUAUAUUUUAAAAUCUCAAAUAUUUGGCAUCCAAAAUCUUCCAUCCAAAAUGACCCUUAAACGAUGUUUCCCAAGGAGAGUAUGAGAAAAAGAAUCCAACCCCUUGGUAGAAACGGUAUCCUCGUCUUCAUGGAAUUUGACCAAAUUAUCCUCAAAAAAAAGUUUUUGGAAACAUCUCUACAUCACAGUAGGGGGAAGGGUAAGGUCUACGUGCAUAUAUACACCCUACACAGACCCCUCUUUUUGUGGUAUUUUACUGGGUUUGUUGUUGUAUCCUUAAUCAAAGUCAUUACCAAACACGGGGAUCACUUCCCUACCUUGUGAAUUCCUAGAUUUUUUUUAAACUUUCCAGGCUAACAAACAACCUCUCACGGCAGCCUAGGGAAACUUGCUAUGUUGCAAGCAAAGGAUUGCAAGAGUACGUUUAUAGUGGAUAUCAACCACGUGUGUAUUCUUGGGAAGAUUUUCCUCCUCUCACGGACAUCCUAGAUGCAGUCCAUAAAGCGAUUCCCGGAACCUCUUUCAACAGCUUGCUUAUGAAUAGGUACAACGGAGGGAAUGACUACGUUGGAUGGCAUGCCGAUGAUGAGAAAAUUUAUGGUCCCACUCCAGAUAUUGCAUCUGUUUCCUUUGGAUGUGAAAGGGACUUCUUUUUGAAAAAGAAACCAAAUAAAAUUUCCCGAGGUAAAUAUGGUGAAGAUGAAUCCCAGAGCAAGCGUUCCAAGAAGCCAGACGAUCCAGAAAAGCACCGUUUUGCACUAAAAAAUGGAUCAUUGCUGGUAAUGAGAGGCAAUACUCAACGGGAUUGGCUCCACUCCGUGCCAAAGCGUGCAAAAGCUAUUGGAAUGCGAAUAAACCUCACUUUCAGGCACGUUCUUUGAAUGGCCGAAAACGUGAAAGCAAGAAAUGUUUAGAGUCCUAAAGAAAUGUUUGGUACAAGCUAAGCAUUGGUUGAAAUGGACAACGACGGUCUUUCGUACGCUACAGGAGAAAACGGAGA
Molecule: messenger RNA, 1017 nt
Organism: Cuscuta campestris
Lineage: Eukaryota; Viridiplantae; Streptophyta; Magnoliopsida; Solanales; Convolvulaceae
Source: the annotation of a GenBank genome assembly